CACGUGGGAGGGCGUGGCUGCUCCUUGAGAGGUGUGGUUGGUACCUGGGGGUGUGGCUUGUGUCUAGGGGCGUGGCUGCCACUGGAGUGGGCGUGGCCAGCCCCUGCGGCUCAGCCCCGCCCCUUUCCCGCAGGGGGGCAGAAGGCGCGGGUCGUGUUCGCGGAGCUCUCCUGCCGCGAGCCCGACGUGCUCAUCCUGGACGAGCCCACCAACAACCUGGACAUCGAAUCCAUCGACGCCUUGGCUGACGCCAUCAACGAGUACAAAGGAGCGGUGAUCGUGGUGAGCCACGACGCGCGGCUGAUCACCGAGACCAACUGCCAGCUGUGGGUGGUGGAGGAGCAGGGCCUGAGCCAGAUCGACGGCGACUUCGACGAUUACAAACGCGAGGUGCUGGAGGCCCUGGGCGAGGUGGUGGUGCACCGGCCCCGCGAGUGACCGCAGUGACCGCAGUGACCAGAGUGACCGGCACAGUGACCAGAGUGACCACUGGAGUGACCGCAGUGACCAGAGUGACCAGCACAAUGACCAGAGUGACCACAGUGACCACUGGAGUGACCGCAGUGACCGUCAGAGUGGCUGCAGUUACCCGCAGUGACCAGCAGGGGGCAAAGGGAGAAAUAAACGGUGGUGGAGCAAUGGCGGAGUGGGCGUGGUCUAUGGGCUCAUUUGGGUGUGGUCAGUGUGGGUGUGGUCGGUGGUCAAUUGAUGAGGUCAGUGUGGUCAGCACCAGAGUGAUCAGCAGAGUGACCACUGGAGUGACCACAGUGACCACUGGAGUGGCUGCAAUUACCCGCAGUGACCAGCAGGGGGCAGGGAGGAAUAUAUGGUGGUGGUGCAAUGGCGGAGUGGGCGUGGUCUCUAUGGGCAUGGUCAGUGGGUGUGGUCAUUGUGGGUGUGGUCAGUGUGGUCAGCACCAGAGUGACCCCUGGAGUGACCGCAGUGACUGUCAGUGGCUGCAGUUACCCAGAGUGACCAGCAGGGGGCAAAUGGAGAAAUAAACGGUGGUGGAGCAAUGGCGGAGUGGGCGUG
Onychostruthus taczanowskii (white-rumped snowfinch) is the source of this 1032-nucleotide messenger RNA. RefSeq names its product ATP-binding cassette sub-family F member 1-like. NCBI's taxonomy places the organism in Eukaryota, Metazoa, Chordata, Aves, Passeriformes, Passeridae. The record is from RefSeq and is a predicted model, not a curated record. The transcript has 3 exons. The annotation marks the transcript as partial. Gene Ontology annotation, molecular function: ATP binding.